Molecule: messenger RNA, 833 nt
Organism: Danio rerio (zebrafish)
Lineage: Eukaryota; Metazoa; Chordata; Actinopteri; Cypriniformes; Danionidae
Gene: dacha
Product: dachshund a
Cellular component (GO): nucleus
Source: RefSeq, marked validated
ACUCGCGAGGAAGGUAGUAGCACAUUACCGAACGUCAGCAGGCGCUACCGGAGGCGCAUGAGAAACGACGAGUAAAAGCCGCGAAACAAUCCGAGGAGCCAGCAAAGGUGUGCUUGACUCAAAAGUACGGAAAGGAGGAAACUUCGCGUAAACUAUGGCCGUAUCUGCAACUCCUCCGGUGCUUUCACCGACCUCCACUCCCGGGGGCGCGAGCCUGUUCCGUCCCGACUCUCUGUACUCCAGCCCAGCCGAGUCGCCGCGACUGACCAGCAGCAUGAUCAACUCUUUCAUCACCGGCGGCGGCAGCACGAACGGCAACGGGCCCGGUGGUGUCCACAAUAACGAGUGUAAGAUGGUGGAGGUGCACGGGGUGAAAGUGGCCUCGUUCACUGUGGACGGUCAGGAGCUCAUCUGCCUCCCGCAGGUGUUCGACCUGUUCCUGAAGCACCUGGUCGGCGGACUGCACACCGUGUAUACCAAGCUGAAGCGGCUGGAUAUAUGUCCGGUGGUGUGCACGGUGGAGCAGGUGCGGAUCCUGCGCGGACUCGGGGCCAUUCAGCCGGGCGUGAACCGGUGCAAACUCAUCACCCGAAAAGACUUCGAGACACUUUAUAACGACUGCACCAAUGCCAGUUCUCGGCCUGGUCGUCCUCCUAAGCGCUCUCUCGGUGUGGCGAUGCAGGACAGCUCUCGUUUGCUUCCUCACAGCGUUCAUGGGCUGCUCUCUCCAGGUCUGCUGUCACCAACAUAUCUACUCAAACUUUUUUUCAAAUUUGUUAUUAUUAUUAUUAUUAUUAUUAUUAUUAUUAUUAUUAUUAUUAUUAUAUUAUUAU